Messenger RNA from Postia placenta MAD-698-R-SB12, 429 nucleotides. RefSeq lists its product as hypothetical. The record is from RefSeq and is a predicted model, not a curated record. Lineage: Eukaryota; Fungi; Basidiomycota; Agaricomycetes; Polyporales; Adustoporiaceae. The transcript has a single exon. The coding region runs from base 1 to 429 and encodes 142 amino acids.
AUGGCCAAAUCUCUUUCUUUCUUGAUCGAGGCGCUUACCGGAGCCGACAAUUGGCGAUUCUGGAAGGUACGCCUCUUGUACAUCCUUGCUGAUGCAGAACUCUGGGACUACGUGAGCGGCGGCCACACGUGCCCAGCGCCCGCAAAGGCAGAUGCGAAAGAAGAAGAGAAGGCUGUGAGGGAGGAGAAAAUCAUAAAAUGGAAGGCAAAGGGUCGACCAGCACUUACUGCGAUUCGUUUGCGGGUAGCUGACAAAGUACUCAUCUCAGUCAAGGCAGCCCAGACGAGUCGCGAUGCGGGCACAACGCUCGAGACGAUGUACGAGGCACGGACGUGCUCGCGAUCGUCUAAGCGCACCGCACAAAGUCCCGCGCGCAGAGGACCAAGACGUCGAGGGAUUCACUCGACAAAGGACGGGCUACCGGGAUGA